This is a messenger RNA of Zingiber officinale, 2311 nucleotides long. RefSeq lists its product as uncharacterized. Lineage: Eukaryota; Viridiplantae; Streptophyta; Magnoliopsida; Zingiberales; Zingiberaceae. The record is from RefSeq and is a predicted model, not a curated record. Bases 1490 to 2131 code for a protein of 213 amino acids. The transcript is spliced from 10 exons.
CCCACUUGCUUUCCAAAUUGAACCCGGCCGCCGAGGAGUUUCUCUCUCUCUCUCUUCACUUCAUGGGACGGCGAAAAAGCGGCGGCACCAAAGCUGAAGCUGACGGCCAGAAGAGCCAUGGGCUCGCCCUGGGCACCGCCUGCGUCGAGGGAGACAGAAUGGGGGUGGACGGCGAGGAGAUGGAGGAGAAGGCCGAGAGCUCCAACCUCGACGACUCGCCGUUGAUGCGCGGACAACACCAGCGCCGACUACUACUUCGUUCCUAUCCCCAUUUCGGUACUGCUCAUUUCGGUACGGCAAAGUGGAUGUAUAAGUCAGGCAAGAUCUACUUUAAUAAAACUCUUAAAGGUUAGUUUUCCAUUUCUUGAAAAUAAACAUCAAGCUAGACUAGUCUAGAAGAGUAUGAUCCCGACUGUUCUCUGGGAAAUUGGUUGCUCCAUGGGCAUCCUCAAGUUAUUCUAGCCUACCUGAAAUAUCAAUGGUCUCUUGGUGAUGAUCUUAAACGGAAGGAAGCAUUUUCUCAUUUACAGGAUUUAACUCUCCAAUUAGCUUCUACGAAUGCCCACUCCAUGACACCCUUUGUUCCGGGUAAUGCUCCUAAUUCUAGUAUUCCUCUCCUUGCUCGUGCAUAUCUGCAACUUGGGACCUGGAAGAGGGCACUUUCCCCUAUAUUAGAUGAUGACUCAAUACAAGAGAUCCUUGUACCCCUUAAAAAUGCUGCACAUUAUGCUAAGGCCUGGGCAAAAGCAUGGCAUAUGUGGGCCUUAUUCAAUACAGCCGUGAUGCCUCAUUAUACAUUAAGAGGUCGCCCUGAUGUUGCAGCAAAGUAUGUUGUUGCGGCUGUCACUGGAUAUUUCUAUUCCAUAGCUUGUGCAUCAACUGCUAAGGGAGUUGAUGACAGCUUACAGCUAAUGAUAUCAUCUUUCAGUAUGAAUGAAGCUGUAAAAAAUCUCAGCAGAAGGAAUAUACAAUGCUCAAACUGGACUGCUUUGCAUGGUUGGUUGUGGCUAUGUUGCUUCUUUGGUUGCUAAGCAGCAGAUGGAAAGAGGUGAGAUAAUGGACAGUGAAAUUAUUAUUGGCAUCCAAUUUGCUCCUCUGAAGCACAGCGCAGGGGAUAAAAUCACUGGCACAAUUAGGAGCACACGAGACAAGAUGGACCCAUUAUUCUUUGAGCUGUUUGGCAUUACAUCAUCAGCUAUCUAUACAGAGCAGGCAAUUCAGUCAAUCUGGCGAAUGGAUGUAGAAAUUAUCAUGGUUAUGAUUUCUCUCACACUGUCAUGUUUCUUUGUUGGAUUGCAGCUCUUCCAUGUGAAGAAGAACCAAGAAGUACUUCCAUCCAUAUCUAUUAUUAUGCUCAUCAUUCUCACUUUGGGGAGUAUGAUUCCUUUGGUGCUCUAUUAUUAUGCUACAUUGAAAGUGUGUUAUCUGAAAGAAAGAGAAGGAAAAUGUGUUUGGUGUUGCACACUGGUGCACCUUGAAUGACCAUCAGAUGGAAACAAAGGCGUUAACAGAAGAGGCAAUCUCAAUGGCUGAGAAGAAGAUGAACAUGAGCUUAGAUGAUAUUAUUAAAAUGUCGAAGAAAAUUGCUGCUAAAGGGAAAAGACCUCCGAGGCCUCCUAAUAGGAAUCCUUCCCAUGGUAAUGCCGUGCUACAUGGAUUCAUGGAUUCCAGAUCUUCAAUUAGACAGGGUGUGCUUGCAAAGAGAAGGUCAAAUGUUCAUGGGAAUCAAUUCCCAGUAAUUACAGAGAUGGCUAGGAAGGCUGCUGCCAUUUCUGUCCAGAACAGGAUGAGAAAUCCGAAUGGCGGAUGUGUAUUGACACCCCUUCAAAGGAGUGCUGAUGCUGACCCCGAUAUCAAGCAGCUUCAAGCCUUGGAUGCAAUCUUUGCAAAUAUGAAUGCGAUGAGGAUGGAUUUUGUGAUCGAAAAGAUUAAUCCUGGAGGCAGCAUGCAGUUGGUACAGAGGCCCUUUGGCUCAAGGCAGCAGCAAGGAAGAGGUGGUCGUCGCCCUCGAGGUGGUGUUCAGCCGGGACAAAGGUGCUUUGGCUCAGGGCAACGGCAAGGAAGAGGUGGUCCUCAUGGUGGUGCUCAUGGUGGGCGUCGUGCUGCUGAUAGAUCGCCUUCAGCUCACUGACUUUGCUAAAUAAGAACAGUUAGUUUGUUGUUGCCCAUCGUAAACAUGAGAAAGACAUUAUCAGUACAUCAGCCUCACAAUCAAAUUGUCCAAAGCUUUGCAACUACACAAUUAGGAAGAACCAAAAUUAUUGUACAACAAUUAGUUUGCAGUUUUUAAUUUAAGUGAGGUAUAAAUGAA